AUGGCUGGAUUCCAUAUCCUUGGAGACCCAUACUAUCCCAACCACGGCAAUGUUGGAUGGCUUGGAGAAGAGCCAGAAGAUGAUCACCCAAUCCCUUUGGAUGAUCACGAAGCUGAAGGCUUUCCUGAUGAUUCUGACUCAGAACCUGAAGUCAACAACCUACCCCCAGCUGCUCAAGACCCAAACCCGAACCCUCGUCCAACAUUUCAAGGACCUACACCUCUAUGGGCCACAAACUUGAAUAGGUGGAGUCAGGAACAGGGUCAACCCAUGCCCUACAAUGGAGACAGAAGCUUCUACAACCUCACCGAGGGAGGUUCAGCUGACAGGGUCCUACCCAUCAUGGUUCGUAGGAUUUCUCGGAACACCGAGCAAGGUCGAGCAACUAUCGACCGAGUCGUGGAGAUUGACGCCAACUCUGGCGUUAACACAGUCCGCAUUCGCCAGCUAGAGUCUGCUCAUGAAAGGACUCAGGUCCGCAAUGCAGCUCUGCAGAGAGAACUUGCUGAAACCCAAGCUGAAGUCAGGGAACUUCAAGCUCAACAAGCAAGAUCUGAUAGGCGUAUGAGGGACAUAGAACGUCUUCUGUCGGAGUCAAGAACUAACUCUAGUAGUUCUCGUCGCCGAUAG
Lactuca virosa is the source of this 630-nucleotide messenger RNA. The record is from the annotation of a GenBank genome assembly. Lineage: Eukaryota; Viridiplantae; Streptophyta; Magnoliopsida; Asterales; Asteraceae.